This is a messenger RNA of Fonsecaea erecta, 423 nucleotides long. RefSeq lists its product as hypothetical. The coding region runs from base 1 to 423 and encodes 140 amino acids. The record is from RefSeq and is a predicted model, not a curated record. Lineage: Eukaryota; Fungi; Ascomycota; Eurotiomycetes; Chaetothyriales; Herpotrichiellaceae. The transcript has 2 exons.
AUGAAGGGCUGGAUUCAAGUCUGUGCCGAGAAGUACACGCCAUGGACGACACUGACUUCGAAGAUCACAGCUGCAUCUCCUGUUGGGCCUCUGCCCACCCAUCUGGGACUCGGACGAAACAACUACGUGAGAAGGAUUAUCCACCCGAUACUGGUAACACCUCUCGCCGGAGUCGUGUUGAACAUCCAAGAUGACCGACUCCAUGGUCUUCACGAAGCUGAUACCGGCGCCUCGAUAUUGGCCUUGAGGCCCUGGAUCACUUCGUCGAGACUGCUUCUUCUUGUAGUUGUUGGCGCCUCCGAGAAUACGAUAGCAUUGUCUGCGCCACCGGGCUACUACAAGCGCCAUGAGAGAAUCGAUCGGAGAAGAAGGAAACUAAUCGGUCAGAGAGAAGAGACUUACUCCGGGAACAUUCGCAGCUAG